Molecule: messenger RNA, 2598 nt
Organism: Lathyrus oleraceus (garden pea)
Lineage: Eukaryota; Viridiplantae; Streptophyta; Magnoliopsida; Fabales; Fabaceae
Exons: 5
Coding region: 1-2598 (865 amino acids)
Source: RefSeq, a predicted model, not a curated record
AUGGAUGUAGUUAGAGAAGAACAAGCUGCCUUCAGAGAGGAGAUGGACUCUGUCAAAAGCAAGAUCGAGCAGAUCUUUGAGGCUAUACAAGCUCUGGCUAAAAGGGAAGAAGAGGCUCGUGUUUCCGCUGCUGCAAGGAACGAUGCUCUAGUUCAAGGGGUUGCUCUUCAAUCAGGACCUUCAGUUCCUAUUCCAAAUCCUGUUAUCUACGGUCUUCCUCCAGGCUUUGUUCCACCGCCUGAAAGAAAUCAUGUGCCUCCGCCUGCGCAUACUUCUAGAGUAGCUGAUGGAGUCGCUGUGCAAGGACCUCCGAUAGUCAAUCAAGUAGUCAUGCCCCGCACUGAUGAAGAGCUCCAGGACGAGUUUGAAAUGCAGAAUUACAAUGGAGCUACUCCAGUGGUCAUCCCUACUGCUGCCCAAGAUUCUAAGGCUAUCUUGAUGUGUCGUGCUCUGGCCGAAAAGCUAAGAAUCUUGGAAGGACAUAACUCAACCCGUUUAAGUGCCUUGGAGAUGUGUCUAGUCCCAGACGUGGUGAUUCCUCCAAAAUUCAAAGCGCCUGAAUUUGAAAAAUACAAAGGACUCACAUGUCCUAACAUACAUUUGAAAAUGUAUUACAGAAAAAUGGCUGCUUAUGCCAGAGAUGAUAAGCUCAUGAUCCAUUGCUUUCAGGACAGUCUAAUUGGGGUAUCUUUGGACUGGUACAUACAGUGGGAAUGUAGCAACAUCCACACUUGGGAUGAGUUGGUUGAAGCAUUCGCAAAGCAAUACAAAUAUAAUACUGACAUGACACUAAACCGUACUCAGCUUCAGAGUAUGGCCCAGAAAGACAAUGAAUCUUUUAAAGAAUACGCACAACGCUGGAGAGAAUUGGCUGCAAGGGUGCACCCGCCGCUGGUUGAUCGUGAAUUGAUUGACAUUUUCAUGGGAACCUUGCAGGGCCAAUAUUAUGAAAGAUUGAUCAGUAGUGUGUCCACAGGAUUUUAUGACAUGGUGAUCAUGGGAGAAAGAGUAGAAGAAGGACUGAAGAGUGGUAAAAUCCAGGGAGGUUCCAGCAGUCAACCAAUCUUGAAGAAGCCUUUCAACGGAUUCAAGAGGAAGGAGGCGGCUGCUCAAUAUCCAACCAUGCCUUACCGUCCAAUUGCUCCUGUUCCUCUUCCAGCUCCGAAUGGGACUGUCGUGCCAAGGGCAUUACCUCUAAUUCCGAAGCCGAAUAAGCCUUGGUAUGAUGAGAAUGCUAGAUGUGCCUUUCAUGCUAAUUCAAAGGGUCAUACAAUAGAGAAUUGCAAGGUGUUCAAGCUUCGGGUCCAAGAGUUGAUAGAUCAGAAAAUUUUGUCUUUUGCUGAUGUUCCAAAUGUGGGGAACAAUCCUUUGCCUAAACAUGAUAGUUCAAGUGUCAAUGCUAUAGAAAGUUCAACUGAUGAUGGAAUGAUAAAGGAUGUGUUCAAGUUGAAGACUCUUUUAACAGUGGUCCAUGCUAGAUUGAUGGAAGCAGAAUUGAUGAAUGGAGUACAUGAAAGUUGUGUGGUGUGUUCGUCCAACCCUGAUCAGUGUGGUGAAUUCAAAAUUUAUCUUCAACGUUUGAUGGAUCAACGGGUUAUUCAGUUCACUAGAGCAAAGAUUAAUGAGGACGUUGUUGUGAUUGUGCCUGUGUUUGAUCAAGAGAGGCUUCCCAAGCCUUUUGUGGUUCCUUAUCAGAGAAAUGUUGACCUAGAGCCAGUGAAGAAGAUUGAGCCCAUGGUUAUCCAUGUUCCCGCUCCAUUCUCAUUUGAUAGUACCAAAGCCGUGCCUUGGAACUAUGAGCCUGUAGUUUAUGUGGGUAACAAACCAGUAAUCUUGAAAGAGCCAGAUGUGACUAACAUCGCUGGAGCUAGUGGUGUGACUCGAAGUGGAAGGGUUUUCUCUCCUGAAGUGAUCCCAAACAAAGAAAGUGCACCAACAAUUGAACCAACAAAUGGGAAAGAGGUGAAUCCUCCAGAAGCAGGAGAAGGCUCAUCUAAGAAAGCAGUGACUGUUGAAGAGGAUAGAGAAUUCUUGAAGAUCAUUAAGAAGACUCAUAGGACUGCUCUAUUGAAGUUCUUGAGCGAAGCUUAUGUGGCAGAAGAUAUCGGUGUUAUUCAGUUUGAUAAUGUGGUUGCUAAUCUCAAUGCUAGUAGUUGUUUGAUGUUCACUGAUGAUGAUUUACCCUCUAAUGGGCGAGAACAUAAUAUGGCACUUCAUAUCUCCAUUCACUGUACAAAUGUCACUUUGGCUCGAGUACUGGGGGUCAUGAACUCGUGGAAGAGUGUGAAAGCUGCAAUUGAAGCUGGUUACCCUGGAAGUUGGGGCACAAUGAUUGAACUACCAGAGAAGAAAGAGAAGUGUGGAUUAGGAUAUCAGUCGUCUAUUGAACUUUUCAAAGAUCAGAAGAUACAUCAGGGGAAGGUUCCUAGCAUUCAGGAAAUAUUCUCCAAAGCUGGUUUCCGAAGUGAUGAUCAAGUGAAUGCUCUUGAAGAUGAAGAUCUAGAUUUGUCCAAGAUGGUGUUUUAUGGACCUCCGGAUGCCGCUCUCACUAACUGGAAGGCAACAGAUGUUCCGAAUAUAGUUUCUUGUUCAAAGUAA